UAUCUGAUCAGAACUUGAUUGUGAAACAAAUAAUGUGACUUACGGUACAUGACAGAAGGUUAAAGUCAUUUUUCUGUUCAAAUAGUGUCUCUGCAUUACUUACAAACUCUUAACAGUUUCUUUGCAUGCAUUACUAUGCCCUGAUCAUUUUCUUUUCCGACGGCUAGAAAGUCACUGGUUUUCCUCCUAAAAUGAAUUCUUUUUUUCUAGGAAAGCUCCUCAAAUGUUACUUUACUAACAUUGUUUCUUUGCAAGCAGGGAUUUUAAAUGGAGGACGUAAACCAGCAACCUCCCCACACACAGUGGGCUGUUCAUUGCAGUGAUUGUGAGUCUGCUCUUCCUUGUGUUAUUGAGGUUCACAGCUGGGGUUCUCUUCUGGAUUUUCAUCUUUGGUGUGAUUGGAAUUAUAGGUUAUGGCAUCUGGCAUUGUUACUGGGAGUACAACCAUCUGAAAGGAAUACCUGGAUCUGACCUCACUGUUUAGGAUACUGGAUUCCAGAGGGACUUCAGAGUGUGCCUGCAGCUGAGGCAAACAUGCUGCUGCAGGUGCUGCGGGUGCUGGGUGCCCGCAGUGGGGCCGGGCUCAGCGUCCCCGGGGGUGCCGCUGGAGCUGCUGGUGCUGGCCAGGACUGUUGCCUAUGGCUGCUCCACGGCCUUCCCCUUCAGACCAUGACCCUUGGCUUCCUCACGCAGCACUUGGGGGGCACACGGGGAGAGGGGUGCUGCUGUGGCUGGUUAAUGGGUGUUACUGGGCACCCUCCUCUCAACCCAUACCCCCCCAGGCUCAUCACCUUCCUCCAAGAGGCCAAUCUGCCCAUCAUCAUCUUCAGCAGGCUCCUUCAAGCCGCCACCAACUACAGCCAAGGCCACAUGGGGCAGCUCUCAGGGGUCACCACCACCCUCCUGUUCGGGGGGGGGGCGCAGGUCUUCACCUCCCUUCAGGAGACAGAGGACCCACUCCUGGCCUUGACCUUCGCCACGUUGGCCGCCUGCAAUGGGCUCCUAUUGGGGCAGCUGCUGUAUUAUGGGGGGAGGAGCCCCCAAACCUCCCCCUCACCGCAAAGUGGACUGACCCCGGAUCCCCCCAUACCCUCCCCCCAAUGGAACAAACUGGGGGGGUGGUGUUAAAAAGGGGGUUUUUGUGGGGUGAAACAUCCCCCCAUUAAUAAAAUGGGUUUUCACUGGU
Molecule: messenger RNA, 1186 nt
Organism: Strigops habroptila (Kakapo)
Lineage: Eukaryota; Metazoa; Chordata; Aves; Psittaciformes; Psittacidae
Product: mannose-P-dolichol utilization defect 1 protein-like
Biological process (GO): oligosaccharide biosynthetic process
Source: RefSeq, a predicted model, not a curated record